GCCACAUUCAUUGAGUUCCUCUCCGUAUGCACACGCUGAAUAGGAUCACGCUGUAGGAGAUGUACAUUCAGAGCUCGCUGCACCAUAUGAUUAGAGUCUUUCAGCCGAGCGCUUUUGCAUUUCUUCCUACCGACUGUCCGACGCAUUUUACAUAGAUAAUAAUAGUUAAUGAAUAUGUGUACCUGAAUGAAUUUGAGCUGUGAGGGAUGGGUGAUGCUUUAGCUCUUUGGAUCAUGACAGCCUCGCUCCCCACUUUGAGUGCGGAGUGUGCGAAGCGCACGGAGAGACGAGAGGGAGAGGGAGAGGAAAAGCGCCCUUAAACGUGGGCUGUUGUGUAUCCCUCUCUGGGCCCCUUUGCUAUUUUUGUGCCUGGGUCCGCACGUCACGCUUGGGUAUUUUCUCUGGUGACUAGCUCGCAUCAAUAGAUCUUCUAAUGUACAUCCAGUCGGCCAGCAGCUUCGCGACUGAUGGGACUUUUACCUCGCUCGUUUCUUUCAUAUUUCGCCACCCGGACAUGAGGAGAAUGGAGAGACGGACUAUGCAGUAUGAGGAAUGUCACAUGUGACUGCCGAUAUGGGACAGGGGACUAUUCAAAUGUCAGGUUUGUAUGAGGAUUAUAUUUGAUAUGUGAAUGCCAGCUGCUGUGUGUGUGCUGUGUGUCACUCCGAUCACAGUGAGAGAGCUGCUGGUUCAUUCUGCAUGCUGUCGUAGAGGACUUUAAAGCCAACUGUCUCCUUAUGAUAUUUAUGGAUUUGUUGUCAGCGUGAGACUUCAAGCCCCAUUCCCUUUAAUGGCCAACUUAGCCCCUAAUGAUGUAAUGCAGCGGCAUAACGAUGCUCUCCCGUAGCUCACCGUGCUCCCUUGUGUGUGAAGGGAUGUGCCCAGCGAAUGUGCGGUUCAGAUAAAUGUCUCCACAGAGUCGUUUCUCCAUCCAUGCGGACAUACUGUACCACAGUCAGCCCACAGUCAUCCCGAAGCACACCUACUGCCACCCACCUGCCUCCUGUUGUUGCACGUCAUUGCUGCCGUGUCACAUAUUUUCGUUUAGGUUAGCGCUUGUUGCCAGGAGUGAGAGGAAUUUGGCUUUCAAAGGUGCGCUGGCCCACUCUUUUUUGGAAAAGUCUGAAUGCGCUCAGAGACUUGUCAAUGAGACUCUGAAUGUGACGGCUCUGUUUCCUCCCUGCCGUGCUCAGUUCAAAGGUAUGCAUUGUUUCUGAGGGUCUUAUCUCAUUGUCACUCUGCACCCAUAUUCCCCUCUUCCCUGCUCUGGUGGCUCACCGAGGAUGGAAACUAAGCAAUGAGGUCAGAUCGACCUUGAAAGGGAGCUCCCUACCAGGCCUCUGAAUUUUUGUUACCCCCUGGCACCCUCCAGCUUAGUUUACCUCUCUAAACCUCCCCGUUGAAACAUGGAUCAUUCCAAUCCAAAGCUGCCCCUCCACCUCCUCCCCUCCUCACCAUCCUUCAUAUGCCUUCAUUAUUUUUCCUGUAUGUGGAGGAAGCGUUCAAAUCUGGCUGACAGCAGAGACCCCAAAGAUGAGCUCAAAGAGGGGAAUGGGCAUUUGGAUAAGAACACAAAAGAUGACCCUUCCCUGCAAUUCACAUGUAUGUUAAUAUUACUCAAGUUACAUAACAGUUAUUGUCCUUGAAAAUCGAUCGCAAAGGAAGUGACACUGGAUUCAUGGAGUCACUUGAAACUACUGCAGGGGUAAAAAGCUCCACUGAGGGUCAGGACAUAAAUGCUGCACAGAAAAAAUGCACAUUGGAGGUUGCACAGAGUAGGCGGAGACCACCAGUCGAAUUGGAAGCCAAAGGGUGGCACCAAAAACUAGAAGAAGCUCAGAGCAAAGAUACAUGUGGUUUUAAAGAAAUGUCUGACUCAGGGAAAUCACUGCAAUUAGAAGAUCAGCACCCUCAAGCCCAGUCCACAAGCCAUCCAGACUAUGAGGUAUCUUCAUACCCACUACAGUCCGCAAAGCAGUUUUCUAGUGGCAGACAGAAAGCUUCUACACAGUCCCCAGCACCCACAUCUCACAGGAAGUCCCCCAGCUCACCUGAAGUCCAACAACAAUGUUCAAAUUCAGGGAUGGAUCCACUUACAGAAACGGUGUGUAAGGUGGAACAGAAACCACAAAAGCCUGGGAAGUAUGUUUGCGAUUACUGCGGAAGGGCAUGUGCCAAACCCAGCGUGCUUAAGAAACAUAUUCGCUCGCACACAGGGGAACGACCCUACCCAUGUGUUCCCUGUGGGUUCUCCUUCAAAACCAAGAGCAAUUUGUACAAACACAGAAAGUCUCAUGCUCACUCAGUCAAAGCUGGAACGGUGCCAUUCUCAGAACUCGGUUCGUACAAUGCCAAUACAGACCAAGGGUCUUUUGAAGGGGAAGGAGAGCUAUUCUCUGAUGCUGAGCAAAGCACAGACACGGACGAGGACACUCUUAAUGACCCGCUGCUGCUGCUGGACUCUCCAAUGGAGGGAUCAGAUAACACUGCUGUAAAAGUACUAAAUCUCAUUGCUCAGAAAAAGGGAGCCACGUCAAUGUCAGCUCAGGAUGGUUCAUCCCAACCCCAAGAAAUCAAUGCACCUUCUGCUGCUGCCGAGGCUAGUCGUGCAAUUCAAUCUUGCACAAUCAAACAGAGGCUGGCACUCCGGCUGUCUGAAAAAAGAAGCAGUGACUCUGACCACAAUCUGUCCCUCCCAAGUCAGUCUAGCAAGGGCAGCACGGACUCCGGGUACUUCUCUCGCUCUGAGAGUGCUGAGCACCAGACCGGCCCUCCAAACACUAACGCAAAGUCCUACCAAGAAAUUAUGUUUGGAAAGUGUUAUCGGCCAAGCCCUAAGCAGGCAACAGCUUUUGCGGCUUGUAGCACAGACACGAGUGAAUAUACCGGCAAACGCUCAGAGAAAGGCGUCUCCCGUGUUUUCACGCAAGAAAAAGACACAGUUGAGUCAAUCAAAAUAAACACAAAAUCAUUCACAAGGGAAGAGGUAAAAGAACCCCUAUUAGAUGCUGGCUCUGAUGUGGGGCCUCUGAUUAGAAGCAACUCAAUGCCAACAUCCUCAGCAGUCUGUCUGACUAUGCCUCAAGCACUCAGAGGCAGUCACUCGUUUGAUGAGAGAACAAGCACCGGCGGCAUGAGGAGACUCAGGCGGCAAGCCGCUUUCGAACUAUCCGCGCAAGAUGGCCAUACUGACACUGACAGUCACGGAAAGAUUAGUGAGAGUGGCAUUUCACCCUCAGGACUGGAAAUGGAAAGCUACCCUUCUGUGGUGCCUAGUAUGAGCCAUCAGAGGCAUGCGAUGGAACUGGCAACGCGCAAGCGUCGGAAGGAAAAAAGGGAAGAGGAGGAUUUGUCGGGUCAAUAUGAAGGCCAUCAUGAACCGUGUGAGGAGAUGUUUGAUUCAAGCAAGGACUAUGAUGUAAAACAAGGCGCACUGGGCAUUAUGGCUUUACGGAAAGGCCAUUUACAGAUGGACAGGUGUGACAUGGACAUAUCGGUGUGCCCUGAAGUGUCUGCUCGAAAAAACUUAGGGAAUGUAAUUUCAGUUAUCCAGCACACAAACUCAAUAAACAGGCCUUACUCUGAACAUUCAGAAUCUUACAAAUAUCAAGCUAUGGAGGCCUCUGAAUCAUAUGAGAUGGAGCGAAUUGACAGUAGAUUAAGGGAGUCGGUUCAACUGGGGCCCAAGCUCGUGCGGCAGUCUAACAUACAAGUCCCAGAAAUUAGAGUCACAGUAGAGCCUGACAGUCCAGAAAAAGCUCCUGAGGUGCAGGUGAAGGAGCCAGAGAAGCAUGUGGAGGAGUUUCAGUGGCCUCAAAGGAGUGAAACUUUAGCACAAUUCCCUCCAGAAAAACUCCCUCCAAAGAAAAAAAGGCUACGCUUAGCUGAUAUUGAGCACUCCUCUGGUGAAUCUAGCUUUGAGUCCGCCUGCACUAGCCUGUCCCGCAGCCCCAGUCAAGACAGCAACUUAUCUUACAGCUCCACCUUAUCGUUUGACAGGGAAGAGAGCUUGAAGUCAGUCUCUCCCGCCAGGCAGGAUGAAUUUGGCAAACCAUUAGAGUUGUUAGCUGUGCCAGGGAGUGGGCACUCCCUCUCAGUGCUCAACCAGCGUCAACAACAUGAAAUGAGACGCUCCUCCUCAGAGCAGGCGCCGUGUAACUUGCGCAAGGAGUUCCCAGAGUUGCGCAGCAUAUCAUUUGACUAUGGCAGUCUUUCUCCAACAUCCAAAGUUAGACACGUGGACAUAAACUCUGUGAAGGAGAGAAGGAGGGGAAACUUAGUGCGACAGGAGUCACUGAAUAUGGAUAGUGAAGUAACAUCACAAGUGUUUCCACAGUAUCUCAGCAGCAUCUCCCCUUCAUUCACUGCCGCCACUAUCCUGCCGCAGACGUUGCCAAUAUUCUCAGCUGGGAGUACAUUUCCUCAGCUUGCACAUCCAAGCCUGAUGGUUCCUGUAAGAAUUCAGACUCAUGUUCCAUCCUACGGUAGUAUCACAUACACCUCAAUGUCGCAGAUUUUUGACAAUCACUAUGACAGUGUUAGCUCCACUACGUCCACCCUUCAGAGUCAGAGUUUAAGAAUUUCUGGGAAUCUUGAUUCUCAUAACAUAUCGGCUCAUACAAAACCACCUACAACACACACCCUCAAUGUUGAGGCCCUUGAUUUGUCCUCAGCCAAGCUCAAGACAGGCAUCCCUCUCUCUCUGACCUCCAGAACUAUCUCAACCACUAAUGCCUCCAGUGGUGGUGCAAACAAACGGAUGCUAUCCCCUGCCAGCAGCCUGGACCUAUUCAUGGAGGUCAAGCAGCAAAAGCGUGUGAAAGAGGAGAGGAUGUUUGGGCAGAUUGUAGAGGAACUGAGUGCAGUGGAGUUGGGAAAAUGUAAUUUGAGUGAAGAGAAGGGGCACAGGUCAGGGAUGCAGGGUGCACCAACACUUCAUGCUCAGAAUGACUCACGCAGGAGUAAAUUUAUCACACUUCAGCAAAAAGAGGCCGAGGCCACGGACCACGGUGCAGAGUCAGUUAUGGAAAGCAGCUCCCUGGAUGCAAGCUCGCCUCCUUACGCCAUGAUAUCAGUCAGUGAAGUGAAAGAAGCUGGCAUGGAGAAACGAGUGCAGAUGGAUAUAGUGGCACAGCUGGUAACCAGUCAAGACAUCCUGAUGUCAGACUCUGAGCAUUCAGGACUGUUAUCUCAGUUUCCAAGUCUUCGCACGGCGACAGGUGUGAGCUGGUGUUAUCUCAAUUACACCACGCCGAGCUGCUCUCACAGCACCGCCCCUUUCUCAUCUGUGUACGCCACCUGGCGUGUGAGUUCCCAUAACCCGAACCCUCUUGAAGUGAGCACCAACUCUGCUCUGGCUUUGCUGCAGUCCAGACAGAGGGGAGACAAGGUUAUAUACACCAUGGCUGCCAUGUGCCAGCCUGGUGCUGGGAAACUGGUCUCAUCACUCAUCCUGUGGAGGCAGACCAUGGAACAGCUGCAGAGGAAACCGGAGCCCAAAGAGGUGGACGUCACCUACGGGAAGAAGGUGAAAGACAUCAGCUGCAGAGUGAAAACUGCCAAGGAAGAGUGGAAAGAGAGGGAGGCUGCCACAACCCAGACUGUGCCAACACGAAUUAAGAUCUUUGAAGGAGGGUACAAAUCCAAUGAAGACUAUGUAUAUGUUAGAGGUCGAGGCCGGGGUAAAUACAUAUGUGAGGAGUGUGGUAUUCGCUGUAAGAAGCCAAGCAUGCUGAAAAAACAUAUCAGGACCCAUACGGAUGUGCGGCCGUAUAUCUGCAGGGUUUGCAACUUUGCUUUUAAAACUAAAGGAAACCUAACUAAACACAUGAAGUCAAAAGCGCACAUGAAGAAGUGUCUUGAACUGGGAGUGUCAGUGACGAUGGAUGAGACAGAGAUACAGGAGCAUGUGGACGACAUGCAACAAAAGUCCAAGACAGAGGUGGCUGCGACGACCAAACAUCAGUUCUCAGACGCCGAGGACUCCGACGGCAUGGAUGAAGAAGCCGAUGAAAUUGAUGAAGAUGACGAUGAGGACGACGAAUACGAGGGUGAUUCCACUCCGAAGUUACAUUCAAGAAGCACGAGUCCUCAGCCGUGUGGAGUUACCUCUCUGUCAGUUACAGCCACUGCUGCCAUCCACGGCUGCUCCCUCGCAUCUCUGCCCGGAGUCGAUGUCAGUCAGCAACCCUCCGGCAGACGUACGAGCUUGGAUCAUCGUCCUGUUCUUGCAAACGACCAGAGAGAGAAAUCCGUGGAUGAAGACUCUCUGACCAUGCUGUCUCCAGAUCACAGCAGCUUCCUUUUUGACCCUUAUUCAUCUUGUCUACUCUCUCCUGGCUGGGAGUCUCCCAUCAGGGAGCCCUCCCCUUCACGUCUACGUUACCCGUCCCCAAGGAGGGAGCUUUCGCCACGUGGUCGCUCCUCUCCCAGAUGGGAUACCUCUCCAUUGAGGCCCAGUUCACCUAGCUUCACACCCAUCCAGCAUCCCUCCCCGGUCUCAAUUGAACGGCCCAUGUCUCCCGGCAUAGAGCUUGCUGGAAAGCGGGAAUCCUCAGUCAGGGGCAGGCAGAGGGUUGUGUUAAGAGCUGUUUCACCACGCAGAGGUUCACACCAACAUAAAGGCAGCGGUGACAAAACCAGACACCAAGCAAAGAUGGAGAUGGCUCAGCACCAAGGAGCCUUUGAAAUGGAGAUGGAUCAAAGGAGCAGCUUGGCUUCCAGUCUGGCUGGUGCUGCCAGUUCUCAUCAUCAGAACAUCCUCAGCCACCUCCCUCUUCACUCCCAGCAGCAGGCCCACAGUUUGCUCCCCGUUGUUCCUGUUGGCGGGCUCCAGAUAUUACACUCCCCGCCUUCCUCCAGCACUGAUGUCAGCCCCUCUGUGGCGCCAAGCCCCCAAAGCAGCGAAGGCCAAUGUUGCAGCAGCAGGGAGGGAUCUGUCCUCAGUCCUGAGACAGAAGGAGAGGACAUCAGAGGCCACGGCCAGCUGUCCUGCCACGAGGCCGCUCAGGAGAAAAGUCUCGACCCUGAAGUCGGAGACAGCAGACAAGAGGAGAAUGUACAGACCUGCUUGAAAGCCAUCGCCUCGCUGAAGAUUACCACAGAAGACCCUCAUUAG
Molecule: messenger RNA, 7117 nt
Organism: Neolamprologus brichardi
Lineage: Eukaryota; Metazoa; Chordata; Actinopteri; Cichliformes; Cichlidae
Gene: hivep2b
Product: HIVEP zinc finger 2b
Biological process (GO): regulation of transcription by RNA polymerase II
Cellular component (GO): nucleus
Molecular function (GO): DNA-binding transcription factor activity, RNA polymerase II-specific; RNA polymerase II cis-regulatory region sequence-specific DNA binding
Source: RefSeq, a predicted model, not a curated record